Molecule: messenger RNA, 1764 nt
Organism: Branchiostoma floridae (Florida lancelet)
Lineage: Eukaryota; Metazoa; Chordata; Leptocardii; Amphioxiformes; Branchiostomatidae
Product: AP-1 complex-associated regulatory protein-like
Exons: 11
Coding region: 175-1056 (293 amino acids)
Biological process (GO): negative regulation of substrate adhesion-dependent cell spreading; regulation of Arp2/3 complex-mediated actin nucleation; negative regulation of cell motility
Molecular function (GO): AP-1 adaptor complex binding
Source: RefSeq, a predicted model, not a curated record
GCGGUGUAGCUGACACGUCAUAUGACUACCAUCAUGGCGGUAAGGUGAUGAGAUCAACAGGUCUGUCGACUCCGUUUUCUCUGUUUCAUCCUUCUUACGGACUCCUCCAGACUCCCUCCGACACCCUCCGGACAGUAGGGGGGACGGGGAAGGGUUGUGCGACGUUCCACAGCCAUGGGCAGCUGUUUGGGCAAACUGUUCGACAAGAAAAUACAAGUCAGAACGAGCUCUCCAUAUUUCACAUCAGGGUCAAGAAUUAACAUAGAGUUUGAAAACCUGAUAGAUGAGGAUGACAACGUAGACAGAGGAAGGGCCGUGACCAGGGAGGAGAUUGAUGCCCUAAAGCAGAAACGCUACAGCGACCUGGUUCAGCAACAGAGGACCAUAGAUGCUGAGCUAGAGGCUGAGCUACAGGAGCAGGAGGAGCAGCUGCGGAUCGAGGAGGAGGCGUUCUACGCGGCGCAGCGGGAAGCGGCGCGCAUCGCCAAGCAGCGGAAACUUCUGGACCAGCAACAGGCAGCUGCUAAGAAUGGACCCAAGGCGUGGGUCGGUGGCGACCAGGACGACUGGGAAGUGGCCGGAGGGGAGGAAGAUUUUGAGAAAUUCCUGGAAAGUGUCAAACAGAGAGCGCUCAGCACCAGGCAGAGUAUGGAGGGAGGUACAGAAGCCCCGCCCGGCGAUGAGGUGACCAAUGAGAAUGGAGACUCGACUUCUCUGGACCUGGAGUGGGAGAAUGAGGAGUUGGGAGCCGGAGCCCCUAAACUUUCCCCGGACGAAAUGGGUGAGGAGCUUCUGCGUCGGGCGCGCAGCAACACGGAGGUCGAGAUCCUGAAACUCAUCGUGGACGACCCCGACGAGAGGAGACGCCUGGAGAGCAACGUUUCCACGGAGAUGGAGUGGGACGACGACGAGUUCGUCUCCGCGGAAACCGUCGUUCCCUCACCGGUCAUGGAACACGUCGAACUGGCUGCAGAGCAUACUGGGAAGGAAGCGAGGCAUGCUGGGAAGCUGCAGGGGGAAGAUGGGAUAGGUUCAGAUGACAACCAGGACAGAUAAUGUGCUGAAUAAAUAAAUAAAUAAAUAAAUACAUAAAUACUGCACUGGUGUUUCCGAAGGAGACAAGCUGGAUCUACAAGGAAGCUGGAAAGUUGUGUUCUUUCUACCGAAUUAUGUUUGGGACGUCUCGAAGGUUUUUUCUACCGAAUUAUGCUUGGGACGUCUCAAAGGUUUUUUCUACCGAAUUAUGCUUGGGACAUCUCAAAGGUUCUUUGUCAAAGCUUAACGCCUUCACGUAGUGCAGUGCAAUGUUGUUGUUGUCUUUUUGUUAUGUUUGUAAAGGCCUACUUUCUGUUAGCCGUAACAUAAUACCGCUGCAGUACAGAUCUGAAUUACUGCUUAUCUAGAUGUGUGCAAAAUGCUUGGAGAUCUCAUAUCAGUGGUUUCGUUGGGAAUGUUAAUGGUGUAACAGAGUGCAGGAACUGACUGAUCUGACUCAAUGAACCAGUUUGGUCUGCCAGUGGCCAUAUUUUGGGUUGAUAUUUGGAUGGAAUAGGAAGCCAGAGCCCGUAUGCUCUUAAGAAGUGUGCAAACUUUUGAGACAUCCCCCAAGACGUUGCUAGAAUCAGACGUUUUUGUUUAUUUCGGUACCCUUUAGAAGGCUAAGACCUUCCAGGAUUGAGAAACUGUGGAGCUCAUUCCAGUCUUGGUGCCUUCAGACGCUGCAAGUAGAACCCCGGCCUGCGAUGACGGGGGGUUAGCGUGGCA